UUCCACAACUAAUGUUCUCCAAGCCCAGUAAAACGGAGAAGCAGAAGCUCCGCCGUGGUCAGCAGGUCCACGCCUCCGCGCUGCCACAGUGUUGUUGGAGGAGCCGAACAGGAGCUGCUCUCAUCGAGAAAUGAAUGCUGUCCUUUUCUAAGCCUUCUCCAGAAGCUCCACUACUUGGCAAAUGUCGUCUGGUAGUCUUCACAUCAAUGCAGCUCCUAGGAGAAGGCAAAACACUACAGCUGAGGAAAGAUCUCGCAACUGCUCUGAGUGUGGGAAGAAUUUUAGAAAUGGACGUUCCCUCAAAAUACACCAGCGCAUCCACACAGGAGAGAAACCAUAUGUCUGUUCAGACUGUGGGAAGAGUUUUACUCAACAGAGCAGUCUCCAAGCACACCAGCGCAUCCACACAGGAGAAAAACCGUAUCACUGCUUAGAGUGUGGGAAGAGCUUUAAAGACGGAAGUACCCUCAGAACACACCAGCGCAUUCAUACUGGAGAGAAACCGUAUCACUGCUCAAACUGUGAGAAGAGUUUUACUGCCCAAAGUAGUCUGCAAUCCCACCAGCGCAUCCACACAGGAGAGAAACCCUAUCACUGCGUAGACUGUGGGAAGAGUUUUAAAGAUGCAGGCACCCUGAAAACACACCAGCGCAUUCACACCGGGCAGAAACCGUAUCGCUGCUCUGACUGCGGGAAGAGAUUUACCGCACAAAGUACUUUCCAAAAACACCAGCGCAUCCACACAGGAGAGAAACCGCACAUCUGCUCUGAGUGUGGGAGGAGCUUUGGUCGACAGAGUCAUCUCGAAACACACCAGCGGAUUCACACAGGCCAGAAACCAUAUCAGUGCUUAGAGUGUGGGAAGAGUUUCACCCAACAGAAUCAUCUCCGAGAUCACCACCGCAUUCACACAGAAGAAAAGCCGUUCCACUGCUCUGAAUGUGGGAAACGUUUCAAUCAACAGAGUACUCUCCAAAAACACCAGCGCAUCCACACCGGAGAGAAGCCGUAUUACUGCUCAGAGUGUGGAAAGAACUUUAAAAGCGGAGGUUCCCUCAAAAUACACCAGCGCAUUCACACUGGAGAGAAACCGUACGUCUGUUCCGAGUGCGGGAAGCGGUUUACUCAGCUGGGCAGUCUCCAAAAACACCAGCAUGUUCACAUGUUGGUGAAACUGUUUCACUGCUCAGACUGUGGGAAGAGUUUCAGUCGGCAGAGUUAUCUCCAAUCACACCAGCGGAUGCACACAGGAGAGAAACCCUAUCACUGCUUGGACUGUGGGAAGAGCUUUUUUGUUCCGAGUCUUCUCCAGUCGCACCAGCGUAUUCACACAGGAGAAAAGCCGUUUCAGUGCUCCCAGUGCGGGAAAAGUUUUACCCAGCGGAGUCAUCUCCAGAAACACAAGCGCACUCACACAGGAGAGAAACCAUUUUACUGCUCGGAGUGUGGCAAGAGCUUCACCCAGCAGAAUCAUCUGCAGGAUCACCAGCGCCUCCACACAGGGGAGAGGCCGUUUCACUGCUCUGAGUGUGGGAAGAGUUUUGCUCAACAGGCUAAUCUCCAAAUCCACCAGCGCAUCCACACCGGAGAGAAACCGUAUUACUGCUCGGACUGUGGGAAGAACUUCAGGCAUCAGAAUACUUUUAAACUCCAUAAAAGAACACAUCUUGGUGAGAGACCUCACCACUGCUCUGAGUGUGGGAAGAAGUUUAAAAACAGAGGUUCCCUCAAGACACACCAGCGUAUCCACACUGGAGAGAAGCCAUACGUCUGCUCAGAGUGUGGGAAGAGUUUCACUCAGCAGAGUAGUCUCCAAAAGCACCAGUGCAUUCAUAUGUUGGAGAAACCGUAUCAGUGUUCUGAGUGUGGAAAGAGCUUCACUCAACAGAGUAAUCUGCAGAAACACCAGCGCUUUCACACAGGAGAGAAACCGUAUUACUGCUCAGAGUGCGGAAAGAGCUUCUUCAUACAGAGUCAUCUCCAGUCACACCGCCGCAUUCACACAGGAGAAAAGCCCUAUCACUGCUCAGAGUGCGGGAAGAGCUUUAACCAGCAGAGCAACCUCCAGUCCCACCAGCGCAUCCACACGGGAGAGAAGCCGUUCCAGUGCUCAGACUGUGGGAAGAGCUUCAAUCAACACAGCAACAUGCAGAAACACCAGCGCCUUCACAGAGGAGAGAAGCCGUAUUACUGCUCAGACUGUGGGAGGAGCUUCACCCAACAGAGUAAUCUCCAAAUACACCAGCGCAUCCACACUGGAGAUAAACCGUUCUAUUGCUCAGACUGUGAGAAGAACUUCAGACAUUGGAAUACAUUAAAGACACACAAGUGCAUUAAGAAGGAGGAGACAGGUUGUGAUGCAUGAGUCACUUCAAAACACAGUGUUCAUUGGCGGAAUGCAUGAUGAUGCUGUUCAUGGUCAUGGAACUGUUUUUUGUUUUUUUUUUUUCGAGGGCAUUCGAAUUCUUGGACCUUUCUGAGAAUCACUGCUUCACUUCAUCACCAGGAUGGAUGUCUUAGACCUGCACAAUGACUGAUCUUAUCCAGUGAUGUGCAAGAAUCUAUGUUUAUGUCUGUGAACCAGUGCUAUAGUCACCAUUGGGGCCUGAAUAAGUGAUUUACAGGAAUACAGGAGCUGUCAACACGAACAUUAACACUAGCAUUAGUCUGCUAAGCCUGUUUAGUGCUCUGUUCGGACUGAAAAAAGCUUUUAGUUUUUAAGCUUUCUUCCCUAUUUUUGUGUUUAUUUUGCUGCACCCGGAAAAUCACACGAAAGUACUUUCUCUCUAUAAUGUUUAUAUGUAUAUAACAUAUGUAGUGUGUGUGUGUAUGUAUGUGUGUGUGUAUGUAUGUAUGUGUGUGUGUG
Pygocentrus nattereri (red-bellied piranha) is the source of this 2866-nucleotide messenger RNA. RefSeq names its product zinc finger protein 850-like. Lineage: Eukaryota; Metazoa; Chordata; Actinopteri; Characiformes; Serrasalmidae. The coding region runs from base 182 to 2365 and encodes 727 amino acids. The transcript has 5 exons. Gene Ontology annotation, molecular function: DNA-binding transcription factor activity, RNA polymerase II-specific; RNA polymerase II cis-regulatory region sequence-specific DNA binding. Gene Ontology annotation, biological process: regulation of DNA-templated transcription. The record is from RefSeq and is a predicted model, not a curated record.